AUGUCGAUGGAAUAUGUGGGCUCUUUAUUAAACCUGGAGAAAUACUCAUUCCAAGGAUCACUCAGAACUCAUGUCAAGAGGUUAAAAGUAACACUCAAAGCCUCAGCAACAGUCGCUGAAGGAUCAUCUUUUGGAAGGAAAUGCAGUCAUAAUUCAACACUCGAGGACAAAUAUAUGGGGGUUUAUGAUAUUCUCCCUGAAUUACAGGCCAACGCAAAGGGAACCCCUGUGGCCACUGCUCUGGGAAGCAUCGCAUACUACAGCUGCAGGCGUCGCAGUGUCGAACGCCGUUGCCGAGUAGCCCCAGGCUUCCCGGUAAUGCCGUCGGCGGCAGGUGUGUGCAGUUCGGGCGCUGGCUACCAGACGGUGCUCUCGUCGUGCUGGUACCUGAACUACAUCAGCUACGGCGUCGACUGGCACAAGUACUACGAGUGCGACCCCCAGGCAUUCAACGGUGAGUGGCGGCGAGGAAGAACCGAGGCAGUUUAUACCGUAGUCCGUUUUUGUUUUGAUUUUUGGCACGGCGGCGCAGCAGCAGCUUGGUGACGAGGCGUGCAUGUGGGGACCGCAAUAACCUGAACCUCUGCACGUGGCCGCGGGCCGCUGUCGUGGUGGAAAAACUGUGGAGCGGCGCCAUACACACCGUCACCUCCACCGCGCCCCACCUGGAGGAGCACCGUCGCCGACUCCACGGCAAGGGCUUCGACGUAGGGCAGCUUUAGAUGACUUGCCCAGCUGACCUCGCGGCUGCAACGUCAAACUACUCUGGUUCAGGCCGUCCUGUUCUCCAACUGACCUAGAUUCAAUAAACGCUUGACCAUAUAUGCACUGACUGAA
This is a messenger RNA of Penaeus monodon (black tiger shrimp), 837 nucleotides long. RefSeq lists its product as uncharacterized. The coding region runs from base 1 to 546 and encodes 181 amino acids. Lineage: Eukaryota; Metazoa; Arthropoda; Malacostraca; Decapoda; Penaeidae. The record is from RefSeq and is a predicted model, not a curated record. The transcript is spliced from 5 exons.